GCUCCCCGCCUCUUUAUAUUCAACUUUCUCAUCUUCCUCGCUUUUUAUAAACGUUUUCUUCACUACACUCAACCAAGAAACAGAAAAGAAAAAGCUGUUUUCUCAUUUCAAGUAAAACAGUAUGUCGAGAGCUAGCGUUGAGCUUAAUUUCUUUGGCAUGGAGAAAGAGAACCCUUGCAAAUCUCAGUUUCAAAAAUUCCUCGAUCGCCGUCGAAGCUUUCGAGCUCUUCAAGGCGCCAUCUCGAAGAUGAAUCCGGAGCUUAUCAAAUCAGUGAUUACCUCUGGUUUGACGAACCCGACGAGUCAGGAUCAGAUUGAGUCGAACAAGUCUGCUUCGGUCCCUUCGAGUCCCAAGGAAACACAGUCUCUGUUUCCAGAUUUACCUCUUCUUACCCCUGCUGCAAGGGCUGCAUCUGAGAAAGGUCCUGAAACAGCUCCCUUGACCAUUUUCUACAAUGGAACGGUCUCCGUUUUCAAUCUACCUCGUGAUAUGGCGCAGAGCAUCAUAAAACUCGCCGUUGGAGGAGUCUCACAAAAUGCUGAAUCAAUAGAGUCGGAAGUGGCAACUCCUUCAAGCGAUCAACAACAGCAGCUUCUUGAAACUCUUGAUGAAGAUUUACCAAUUGCCCGGAAAAAGUCCUUGCAGCGGUUUCUGGAAAAGCGCAAGGAGAGGUAACUUUGCUCUCUCUUUCUAUAGCUUGUAGA
Hibiscus syriacus is the source of this 705-nucleotide messenger RNA. RefSeq names its product protein TIFY 9-like. Bases 122 to 676 code for a protein of 184 amino acids. NCBI's taxonomy places the organism in Eukaryota, Viridiplantae, Streptophyta, Magnoliopsida, Malvales, Malvaceae. The record is from RefSeq and is a predicted model, not a curated record. Gene Ontology annotation, biological process: regulation of jasmonic acid mediated signaling pathway; response to wounding; regulation of defense response. Gene Ontology annotation, cellular component: nucleus. The transcript is spliced from 5 exons.